GUCUGUCCUCCAUGGCGUCCUCCAUGGCGUCCUCCAUGGCGUCCUCCGAGGUCAGCAUGCAGGAAAUGAGCGACAUUGUGAUCGUCACCAUCCCGGAAACCACGGCGGAGGACCUCCCCUCGGUGGUGGAGGAGGACAAAGCAGUGCUGGUGACGGCAGAGCUGACUCCUGAACCUGGGGAGGAAAUCCUCACAGUAGCCCCGGGGGAAGAAGCAGAAGCUGAGACCAGCGGAGCAGACUCGCUGUCGAGGGAAGAGGCUGUCAUUGUAAAGUUAUCUGAGGAGGUGGAUGUGGAAGCUGACGUCUUCUACCCGAUCACCUGUGGAGACACCAGAGCCACGCUGGUCUGGAAGAAGUUCGUCUGCCCGGGCAUCAAUGUCAAAUGUGUCCAGUUCAAUGAGCAGCUGAUCAGCCCGAAGGAGUUUGUGUGUUUAGCGGGGAAAUCCACUCUCAAGGACUGGAAGAGAGCCAUCCGCCUCAACGGCACCAUGCUCAGGAAGAUCAUGGACUCAGGGGAGCUGGACUUCUACCAACACACAAAGGUCUGCUCCAACACGUGCCGCAGCACUAAGAUAGUCCUGGUGGGAACCAAAGUGUCCGUCAGCAGCGACCAGUCUGCCGAUCUGGUUCCUGCCACCCCCUCGUCAGCUGACUUGAACGGAGCCGCGGCGGCGUUUCCGGAGGUGAUGGAGGAAACGUCCGAGUGGGUCACGGCCAUCGGAGAGGACUCGGUGGCGUUCUGGCGUGCGGUGAAGGAGGCUGGACUGCUGGAUGAGGUGGUGGAGGACUUCCAGAAGGAGCUGCAGGAGGUGCUGAAGGGGUUGCAGGAGAGAGUGUGUGACCCACCCCUUCAGGUCAAAGACGCUGUUUUGCUCAACAACAUAGUGCAGAACUUUGGGAUGUUGGACCUGGUGAAGAAGGUCCUGGCCAGCCACAAGAGCCAGAUGGACCGGUACCGAGAGCAGUACACCCGCAGCCUCGCCGCUCUGGAGCAGCAGUGUGACGAGCACAGGAAGCGAGCCAAGGAGCUGAAGAGCAAAUCCCAGCACCUCAACAACGUCCUGAUGACCCUGACCCCGGUCCCUGCACCCCCCGCGCCCAAGCGCCCGCGGCUGACCCGCGCCGUCUCCGGCCCGGCCUCGGUCAACGCCGCCCCCCCCACCCAGAUCACCCUGCCCCUCAACCAGCUGUCCGGCCUGCCGUUGGGCAAGGUGCUGACGGUGGCCGGAGCCCCGCCCGGCGCCAACCUGGGCGGCUACACCUUCCUGACCUCCUCGCUCUCUGGCUCCGAGCUGGCGUCCGACGCGUCCAACCUGACCGUGCUGUCCGCGGCGCCGGUGGGUCAGGAGGGCGCGGCCGGCGGCUCGCCGACCCCCGCCUACGUCAAAGUGCUCGGCUCCCAGUUCCAGCUGGUGACGCUGCCGGCCGGGCUGCAGAGCCUGGCCGUGGCGCAGUGCGCCGUCCAGCAGCAGGUUGGCGGCGUCGGCGUGAUGGACGCCACGGCGGCCGCUGCAGACGACUCUCAAGAGGAAGGCCAGGCGGACGCCGACGGCGAGGACGCCAGUCAGACGGAGCCGGCUGCAGAGGGAGACGGGGACCAGGACCAGGACCAGGACCAGGACCAGCAGCAGCAGCAGCAGCAGUGAGGCAAACACCAGCUGUUCUCUGCCCGGUCUUGAACGUGCGGCCCCCUCUGAGGGCUCAAGGUUUGUCCACCUUUUGACUUUUAGGGCAUUUUCAACACCUGUCGUCCAUUUCCUCCGGUUUGAAUCAGCUGGUGAGCUUUUAAACUCGGAGCGUUUUCCGUCUCCCCGAGCAGGUCAAAAUGUUUCACCUCAGCCUCAGCGUUCACUCUCUGAUUGGUCGGAUGAGUCUGAGAGGCGGGAGCAAGGAAGUAAAUACAGGAAGAAGGUCCGGUGUUUUUGGACUAUAGCUGCACGAUGUGAGGAAAAUAUGAAAUAUACGAUAACGUUGUUGAAUAUCGCGAUACCGAUAUUACUCGCGAUAAAAUAAAAAGUGCCAGUUCCAUUUUUAAGUCUAG
Messenger RNA from Etheostoma cragini (Arkansas darter), 2041 nucleotides. RefSeq names its product glucocorticoid modulatory element binding protein 2 (gene gmeb2). NCBI's taxonomy places the organism in Eukaryota, Metazoa, Chordata, Actinopteri, Perciformes, Percidae. The record is from RefSeq and is a predicted model, not a curated record. Bases 12 to 1646 code for a protein of 544 amino acids. Gene Ontology annotation, cellular component: nucleus. Gene Ontology annotation, biological process: positive regulation of transcription by RNA polymerase II. Gene Ontology annotation, molecular function: RNA polymerase II cis-regulatory region sequence-specific DNA binding; DNA-binding transcription activator activity, RNA polymerase II-specific. The transcript is spliced from 9 exons.